AUGGGCUUCGGACUUCCUGCAGCCAUUGGCGCCCAAGUGGCGCAACCUGAUGCAAUGGUCAUUUAUAUUGAUGGUGACGUAUCCUUUUGUAUGUCACUGCAUGCGAUGUUUGUUGCCGCGGAGUUAGGGAUUAAGAUCGAAAUCUUGGCUCUCAAGUACGAUAAGCGAUACUCUCACACGCACCAACGAAAUCCAGACUUUGUGAAGGUGGUUGAUGGAAUGGGUAUCGAGGCUCAGCGAUUGGAUGCUGUGUCUGAUAUCACAGACCAACUCGAGUGGUUCAUUCGCUCAGAGGGCCUAUCCUUGGUAGAGGUGAAGGUGGACGAAAAUGUGCCCGUGCUUCCCUGGGUUACUCCCUGUAAGGCACUAGAUGAGAUGAUCAUGAGUCCCAGCCAGAUUGGGACUUCUAAGAAAUAG
Penicillium samsonianum is the source of this 417-nucleotide messenger RNA. Its product is annotated as Thiamine pyrophosphate enzyme C-terminal TPP-binding. Lineage: Eukaryota; Fungi; Ascomycota; Eurotiomycetes; Eurotiales; Aspergillaceae. The coding region runs from base 1 to 417 and encodes 138 amino acids. Gene Ontology annotation, cellular component: mitochondrion; acetolactate synthase complex. Gene Ontology annotation, molecular function: acetolactate synthase activity; flavin adenine dinucleotide binding; thiamine pyrophosphate binding. The record is from RefSeq and is a predicted model, not a curated record. The transcript is spliced from 2 exons. Gene Ontology annotation, biological process: L-valine biosynthetic process.